AAAUCGUCUCGGAGAUGAUUUUUUCUUUCCCGUAUCAGUCUCAUGUCGCGUCUCCUCCAGCGACUUCACAUCGCCACCACCGCCGCCUGCUCCUCCGCCGCCGCCCCUUCCUCCUCCUCCACCGCCGCCCCUUCCUCCCUCUGCCACGCUCUUAUGCCGGCACCGGUCCGUUUCUUCACACAGGGGAGGCAGCCACACAGACGACCGGCGAUGGCGCUGCUUUUGUCCAGCACACUUGAGAGGUGACAGCCAUCUCUUCCUCCGCCGCAACGCUCUCCCUCUCCGAUCUGUUCGAGGGGUAGAAAAAGAAGAGGCAGAGAGAGGUCGACCCGGUCUUCUUGAGGGCAACAACGACGGUGACUGCUCGGACAUCAAGCACAGUUAUGAUGUUUGGAAGAAUGUCUCCGAAAGCAUGUCUAUUGCAGCAACAGAGGAAGGCAUCACCAAAGAGCUACAUCACACAAAAGAAGAAGGUUUCUCCGAAAGCUCAACAGCCAAGGGCUUCAUGGAAUCCAGGAUUAGAGAAGGCUUUAGUUGAUCUACUUCAUGAGCACAACAAUCCACAUUACCAUGGCCAAAAUGGUUGGACAAGUGAAGCUUGGAACAAAAUUGUCAAAGAAUUCCGUGACAAACAUCCCUAUGUCACCAUGAAUAAGCAGCAGAUCCAAGAUAAGGAGGAGUUAAAACGCGAUUAUAGGAUGCUAAAAGAAGCUGGGAAACAAAGUGGGGUUUCUUGGGACGAUCAACGGUGUAUGAUUAUUGCUGAUGAUGCUGUUUGGGCAAAUAUGAUUAAGUCAAAUGAUAAAGUAAAGAAAUACAGCAAAAACAAAUCUUUUCCUCUCUUUGAUGCGUUGGGUGAACUCUAUGACGGGCAAACUGCUGAGGGCAGCAUGAACUUCACUUCUAUCGAGUCGCCUAGACAUGCUAAUCUUACACAAAUGAGUGACUAUCUUGAGAGAAGUGACUCCUUUCCUGAUGUGAAUUGGGUUCCUCAAGAUUAUGAAGGCUUGACCACUGAAGUUGAAGAAGAAGAAAAUACAAUGGACCAUGAAAAUCAGCAAACCCACAUUGGUACCACCUCAAGAGGUUGUGGAGAGAAGGAUGGCAACAAGAGAAAAUCUGUAUCAAGAGAAAGGGUAGAUAAGCCUGUGAAAAGAAAUAGGAGAAAUGAUGUUUUUGAUUUGAUGGGAAGCUACUUACAGAUGAGAAAGGAGGAGGAGGCUAAGAUGAGGGUGGAGACAAGUAAAGUUGAUGAAUGCUCAAUAAGAAAUUGCAUUGCUAUUGUGGAAUUGAUGGAAGAUCUCUCAGUUGAUGAGAAAGUCAAAUCUUUUGGAAUAUUCAAGGAUGCCCAGAAUAGGGAGAUCUUCAUGAGUGCAGGGUCAUUGACUCGUCUUGUGUGGUUAAGAACAAUGCUGGAUACUGUUUUUCAGGUGAAGUCGUCAGGUUGUCAAGGAAACUAUCGUGCUCAUGGAACAGACCCCUGCAUCCUCGCUGUCUGAAUUCUUUUCUUUUCUAGCGAACAAAGAAAAAACGCGAUGGAGAAGUAUGUAGUUUUGCGAACUCGAGGCACCAUUUUUCCAUGAGCCAUCGACUGUUCACUUUCACUUUCGCCUAACGACAUUGUUUGAGCUGCUUCCAGAGUCAAAGUGUAACUAAGAUAAUCCUCUGUCCUUAAAAAAAUUUGAGAGAGAGACAACCAACAGGCCAUCAGUUUGUGCAUGCAAUAUGAGCCAGAUGGAUGCAUAUAUUAUUCAUAUGCCUAUUUGCCGAAAUGAUUCUUGUCAUAAUUACUGGUUCAUAGUUCUGGUUUGCAGUUUCAUAUUACUUUUUGCCAUUUUGUGAAACUGCAAAUCACUCAAAUCAUGUCAUAAUUACUGGUUCAUAGUU
This is a messenger RNA of Oryza brachyantha (malo sina), 1887 nucleotides long. RefSeq lists its product as uncharacterized. Lineage: Eukaryota; Viridiplantae; Streptophyta; Magnoliopsida; Poales; Poaceae. The transcript has 8 exons. The record is from RefSeq and is a predicted model, not a curated record. The coding region runs from base 384 to 1499 and encodes 371 amino acids.